This is a messenger RNA of Fusarium odoratissimum NRRL 54006, 3545 nucleotides long. RefSeq lists its product as uncharacterized. The transcript is spliced from 2 exons. The record is from RefSeq and is a predicted model, not a curated record. Bases 695 to 1882 code for a protein of 395 amino acids. Lineage: Eukaryota; Fungi; Ascomycota; Sordariomycetes; Hypocreales; Nectriaceae.
AAAAAAAAAGUGUGGCAGACCCAGCACCAAGCGCCAUUCUUUCCCGUCAUCCUAAGGAUAAUCGCUCCUUCUUUUGUAAGUGAAGUCAGUCGAUGGAGACAAGCAUCUUGUCUCCGGACCUAUCAGCUUACAAGAAUUGAAUCAUUGAAAAGUCCCUUCUGAGCUAGCUCCCCGUUUCUGCCUUCCCCAGCACCACUUGCAGUCCCUCUUCGCCCACCUUUGCCCCCCAUCUAAUCCCCUUCCUCGCGGUUGCCAUCGUUGCUCCCUUGCUCUUGCCUGCGUCGUCUUUGCUCCUUCCUGCUCUGUCUGUGUCGUCAACAUCCGUAGACCGCCUCCACCCUCGGCUUCAACUCUCCAGUCUAAAUCUAAACCCACUCGUCAAUAACAAACCAAACACUCCCACCCCCUUCGACUAUCUAUCUCUCCCUCCUCCUUCAUCAUCUUCCAUACCUUGCCUUGCUGCCUGUGCACAUAAACUGCAUCACCGUCUGUUGCCGUGCCCUCGCUAGAUCAAUCAAUACAGUAGACCCUUAUAGAUCUCUUGGAUCUGUUUCAACACUUGAGGUUACUACGUACAAUUGCUCAGCGAAGUCCUGGUGACCUUGACCUUUCUCCCAAGCCGACAGUCCAUCAUCUUGUAGACAGCUCGACUAUUCUCCAAUAUUGUCCCUCGUCUCGCUUCAACACAAUCGCCAUGCCUUACAACACGCGCCGAAAGUCGCUUUCUUUACCCAGUCUUGGGAUUCAUGUCCCAAUGACACAUGCUGCUCGAGCUGCUGCUGCUGCUUCCAAGAACGCUUCGAGAUCGUCUUCUUCGUCUUCAUCCAGUGCUGCUUCAUCGGCCUUGUCACCGCCCUCGUCUGGCUCCGAGGCCCCCGAAGCGCAUCCCAAUAAGCGACAGAAGCGAUCGCAUUCCGACGACAUUGCCAUUGAGCAGACACCUCCUCCUUCACCUACACCAGGCUCAAGCCUCGACCUUGAUACAAAUCAGCCCGCCAUUGACUUCGAGACAAUCAACGACGACAUUGUCGAGGCAGUUAUUGUUCAAUUACAGUCAACUGGAAACCGUCCUCACCUCGUCAAGGAGCUUGCUACCGUUCUGGCACAACGUCUUACCUCUGUUCAACAUUCUGCCAACCCUUGCGCAAUCAUCUCUUCAAGGCUGGCCUCAUAUGCUAAGCGACAAUGCUGGAGUGACACAAAACUAUGCCCUCUCGCCAAGGAACUUGAGAGCGUCCACCCUCGAAGGACCUAUUAUUUCCUCACCACCUGCCCUCGUCAGCCCAUUCCCGAACCCAACUCCACAGUGUCUGCUCAUGCCGCCCUCGAAACUCCUUCGGUGUCUCUGACGGAUGAUUCCGGCUCCGAUGACGAUGCUCGCCGGCGGGAGCUCAGCCCAUCGCCUGAGGUUGACCUUUCUGACCAUGGAUUCGAGGAAGGUGACGAUGAUGUUAUUAUGCCUCUUACCCCCAUCGGCUCUCUUCCCUCUCAUCACCGUUACGUGCCAAACCGCCGCAACAGCCGUCACAACUCACCGCCUCUGGAAAAAGAUGAGCGGGAGUUUACACAAACGGCCGACUUCUUGCAGAAACGCAAGUUCGCCGAGGUCACCCCUGUUGCUGAGUCCGCCGAUCGCACCACCCACACUUCAGAGUAUGGGUACCGCGACGACUUCUGGUUCGGCGACCAUCGCAUCUUCACCUCAAAUGCCCUCCUUACCAGCCCCGCGGUAAAGCCUAGCUCCAUGUCAAACAUGGCAUCCGGUUUGCGAAAAGAGGACGAUGGUGAGAGCUGGCUAAAGUUUAGCAAGCUUAUGGAAUGGGACCGCGGCGCUGAGAGCAUCGAAAUUGAUGAGCUUGAUUGCUUACUCGAUACGUGUUGAGCAAUUGCGACUUCUUUGGGCAGGCGCAAGGGGUCAGGGAGAGACGAUUGAGAUGAUUUGAUUCCGUUAUGUCUGCGACGACGGAUAUACGACAUACUUACAUACUAAUUGCAUGGAGGGGCGCCUGUGGAAGUACCUGUAUAUUUAGACAAGUUUGGUGUUUUGGUUUGAUUGGGUUUGGACCGGGACUGGGAUACCUGGAAAAGGGAAUCAUGGCAUCCCAUGGUUUUGAUUAUCUGGCGUUAAAAAGGAUGCGGAAGCUGGGAUUCUAAAAAUGCAAUGCCGCUCAUAGUGCUUCGACUUUUUGAAUAUUGUACAUCACCCUAUAUUCUACAACCCAUCUCAUUCCUUUCAUAUCAAUCAUUUGCAUUAUGUGAUGCCUUGAGACGUCAUGAGGCUUUGUCGUUGACCUUCAACUCAACCCAAACCAAUGUGCCCAUUUGCAUUAUAUUCGGUCGCUCGACCUUGACGAUUUCAAGGCCUGGUGUUUUAGCGACAGCCUCUUCGACUAGGCCCUCGAUGUCGCGAUUCCACCAACAUCCAUAUUUUUCAAAAUGUUUGCCGGCAUUCUUAUCGAGAAGUCCAUUGACAAUACCGUACCAACCCUUGCCGUGUUCGAGCAGAAUGAUACGGCCUGAUCCUGGCUUUACAACCUUCGCCAAAUUAUUGACUACAGCGACGGGGUCUGAAACUGAACAUAAACCGAACGUCUGUAUAACUGUAUCGUAUUUCGUCGUCGCGGGAGUCGCGGGACCGGGAAUUGGGUGGUGAGCGUCGGAAUGAAUUAAUCGGAGCUGGGAAUCGAGAUACGAGAGUUGGCCUCCGGUGUGAUCGGCCAUGGUAGAUGCGCGGACGAUGGGAGCAGAGUUCUCCAUGGGCGGAACAGUCUUGACGAGUCGCUUUCGAGCAACAUCCAUCAUAUCAACCGAAAUGUCGAGACCAGUAAACGAUACUACGCCCUUUGGUAGCUUGGCACCAGCCUUGCCCUCCGCACGCAGGGUCAAUGGCUCCCAGUUGAAGUACUCCAAGUUUCGCCCUGUGCCCAUUGCCAACUCCAAAACAUGCCCGUUCGCGCGCUCCGCUAUGCGCUUUCGUAGCUUCGUGAUACCCAUCCACCACUCAGGAAGAGCCAGCUCCUUGUCGAACUGCUCUGCAUUGUCGCCAUCAAGAGCCGGUGGUCGACCGGUCGGUGUGGAGUGUUCGCCGGUGCAACUGCAGGGCGUCGCUUUGAAUGAUGCGGCAGCUGUGCCGAAGAUGUAGAAGCCAAGGGCACCGGCGAGAAGAGCUGCGCCGGUCAGAGGGAGCCAUGUCGAUGCCCAGAGAUCGCGGAGGGUUUCGGCUUGUGCAGGGGUUGCAGAGGUCGACGAAUUUGAGGGAGAACGCUGAGGCUUUCUGGGCGUGCUGUAUCAGUACGAUUGAUCCGACAUCGUAUAUAUAAAGGAGUCGUUACGGUUUGUAAGUUUUUGAGAUCUUGGGUGGAGGGCGAGAUGUUGGUGUUUUGAUAUUAGGGCGGGGAGGUCGAGGAGUAGAGCUCGCGAAACGGCACUGGAUGCGACAGGCUCUCAUAACGAGGCCUCGACUCGGAGAGAUCAUUACGAAGACUUUUCCAUGGAAUUGAAGCGGUUCGUGGUGUUUUGAGGGUAUCUGAAUUGUCUGAUUUUAC